Molecule: messenger RNA, 1323 nt
Organism: Chlorella variabilis
Lineage: Eukaryota; Viridiplantae; Chlorophyta; Trebouxiophyceae; Chlorellales; Chlorellaceae
Exons: 4
Coding region: 1-1323 (440 amino acids)
Molecular function (GO): DNA binding
Source: RefSeq, a predicted model, not a curated record
AUGCAGUCCCUGCCCGAGGAGCUGCAGGGGCGCAUCCUUGAGCUGGCAGGCCAGCAAGCCGGGCCAUCUGUCACGCUCGUGUGCAAGCACCGCCUGGUUUACAGUCAGCCUGGGCUGUGGCAGCAGGUGGCAGUCCUCGGCAAGGAUGCUCGACAGCUUGGCAGCGCAGAGGACAACUGGUGGCACCGCAAGUUGGCGCUGCUGCAGCGUGUGCGUGGCGCGGUCCGAGCAGCUCAGUUUGAGGGGCCUCCAAUCGGCGUUGAAGCAGCGUCAGCGCACGCCCUGCCAGACGGAAUGCAGCUGGCAGACUUGGUUGGUGCUCUGGAUCCAGCCGCCCUGACAAGCCUGACCUUCAGCCAAAAGGCAGAGCUCUCGCCAGCGGCUGCCCACGGCAUUGUGUGCUGCACCCGGCUGCGGCCGCUGGACCUCAGUGUGCUCCCCUUCCCGCUGCGGGAGGAAAGCACUGCUGUGCUGCAGCAGCUUGGCAGCCUGCAGCAGCUGACGCUAUCUGCGCAACACCUGCCAGCGCUGUUGCUGCACGAAGGUGUCGCGAGCUGUUUGCUGCACCUGACGGGCCUCACAUUGAAGAGCGAUGCGGAGCUGCCUUCCACACAACCACUCACAGCGCUGACACGGCUGCAAAAGCUGACCAUGCGGCAGGCUAGUGCCGGCGAUACUGGCCUGCAGCUGCUGCCCGUGACAGCCUUUCCAGCCUUGAAGGCGAUGAGCUAUAUUGCACGACAUUUUCAGGUGUCUGGGGCCACGCUUUCUUCCAAACAUCAGCAGGGGAAUAUGCUUCUGGAUGUGGAGCGCCGGUCUGACAGCUCUGUCAAUGGCUGGGGCUUCCACCUGAGUACCGCAGCCCUGGACAGCGCGGGGCUCCUGCCCGCAGUGUUGCGCACUCUGGGCUUGGCGGGCGGCGACCUGGCCUCCAUCAUGCUGCUUUCCUGCAGCGUACAGUCGACGGCUCUCAGCCUGGGCCAGAUGGCAUCCAGCGUCACUAAAGUCUUCAUUUCCGAUGCUCAUGCCACGGGAGGCGAUCAGCUGGGCUCGGCGCUGGAUGCACUGCUCGGCAGCAUGCCCACCCUGCAGUUCGCAAUUGUUAAGAGCUGCGACCUGUCCCACGGCCUGCCCACCAGCCUGUCAAUCCUGGCUCUCAACGACAACAUGCUGCGGGGGGCGCUGCCAACCUCGCUGCGGACUGCCAAGAAGCUUCUUGUGCUGGACCUGAGCAACAACCUCGAUUUUCCUGAGGAGCGGGACCCAGAAGCCUCCCUGCAGCCUGGGGGACUGCACAGCCCCCUGGGAGCCCCGCUUUCGUGA